Protopolystoma xenopodis is the source of this 324-nucleotide messenger RNA. The record is from the annotation of a GenBank genome assembly. NCBI's taxonomy places the organism in Eukaryota, Metazoa, Platyhelminthes, Monogenea, Polystomatidea, Polystomatidae.
CAUUCUGUUUCCGGUAACCGAAAAAGCAAUGAGCUACGUUUGACAGCCUCUCUGAUCAACCGUGCUUGUAAUGAGGCCAGUUUUCAAAAAGGCGACCAGUCUGGUCAUUUACGCCACAGUCACCAGAAAGCCAGUGAUCGAAUGGUCGAACCACCAUCAGAAGACGCUCUGGAUGCCACCCCUCGUUCACUACUGAGUCCGAUUCAGUCGAAGAAACCUACUUCACGUCAACACAUUGAUGACGCCCUUGUGCGAGCCAGCCAUGAACAGACUCUUAUACGCAUCCAACGCCAACUAGAGGAAGUGAGCUUUUAUUUUACGUAA